This is a messenger RNA of Stylophora pistillata, 1612 nucleotides long. RefSeq names its product transcription initiation factor IIB. Gene Ontology annotation, molecular function: RNA polymerase II general transcription initiation factor activity; TBP-class protein binding. NCBI's taxonomy places the organism in Eukaryota, Metazoa, Cnidaria, Anthozoa, Scleractinia, Pocilloporidae. Gene Ontology annotation, biological process: transcription preinitiation complex assembly; transcription initiation at RNA polymerase II promoter. Gene Ontology annotation, cellular component: transcription preinitiation complex; nucleus. The record is from RefSeq and is a predicted model, not a curated record.
CGAAUAGUGAGCCAUGGCAAGUAGCUCGCAGACCAUAAAAUGUUCUCAUCAUCCCGAGGCACCCUUGAUAGAAGAUUAUCGAGCAGGAGACAUGAUUUGCUCCGAAUGCGGUCUUGUUGUCGGAGAUCGAGUGGUAGAUGUUGGCUCAGAGUGGCGAACGUUCAGUAACGAGAAGGCCACUAGUGAUCCUUCUCGUGUUGGAGCAGCACAGAAUCCAUUAUUAGGUGGUGGAGACCUCUCAACAAUAAUUGAAAGAGUCCCAGUGGGAAACAGUGAAACAGAUGGAUACUCUAAAUAUCACAAUCGAGGCGGAUUGACUGGUUCGGACAGAAGUCUCAUGAAUGCUUUUAGAGAAAUUGGAGUAAUGGCUGACAGGAUAAAUCUUCCCAGGAAAAUAGUGGAUCGGGCCAAUCAGUUGUUUAAACAAGUUCAUGAACAAAAAAGUUUAAAAGGAAGGAGUAAUGAUGCCAUUGCUUCUGCUUGUUUGUACAUUGCUUGUCGACAAGAGGGUGUUCCUCGGACAUUUAAAGAAAUUUGCGCUAUCAGCAAAAUUUCAAAAAAGGAAAUUGGCCGUUGUUUCAAACUGAUACUAAAGGCCCUGGAGACAAGUGUGGACCUCAUAACAACAGCAGAUUUCAUGUCGAGGUUUUGUUCCAAUCUUGGUCUUCCACCCGACGUACAAAAGGCUGCUACACAUAUCGCACGGAAGGCGGUUGACUUAGAUCUAGUGCCGGGUCGAAGUCCCAUUUCGGUGGCGGCUGCUGCAAUUUACAUGGCGUCUCAAGCAUCGAAGGAAAAGAGAUCACAGAAAGAAAUCGGCGACAUCGCUGGUGUAGCAGACGUUACAAUUCGUCAAUCGUACAGACUUAUCUAUCUACGUGCAGCAGAACUUUUUCCAAGUGAUUUCCAGUUUGCUACUCCUGUGGACAAACUUCCGAACCUUUGAUCUUUGAGACCUCUUUCCUCCAUUUUCGAUGUUUAUAUUUUAUUUAUUUUAAGCAGUAAUUCUCUGGAGUGUUAAAGAAACACACAUUUUGUAAAAUUUUGUCCAUUCCUCUCUUGAAAAGUUCAAUAAAUCAACUGAAAAAAUAGCUCGUAAGAAAUGACUGGGUAUUGUACGUAGCGGUUGCUUUAGGUUACUAAAAGUAGCCUCAGGCAAGGCUUGUUAAAACCUGAGCGAUAGUUUCAGUAAAGGAAGUACUUGUUGCCAAAGAAAAUGGCGAAAAAUUUCGCCUGUUCUCGCAUAAUUUGUUUUAGUAAUUGAUAGAGAAUCAGUUUCAGCGUCAACUAUAUAUGUAUGUUUACGAGUACUGAGUUUCGACUAAACUAAUAAAAAAUUUCGAAGUUUUAGAAUCGAAUGGGGUCAGCACCAAAUAAAUUUGUUCGUUUAGUUAGCUAUACUUGGAAUUUGUAAACUUUUCACAUUUUUGUUCAUGCUCGUAAGGCUGUUUUGGAUGAUCCGCUUUGAAAUUGAAAAUGAGAACCCGUUUUGCAUUGUACAAAUAAACAGGGUCUAUAGACGAUAAUCAAUAUUCGCAGAGAUGUCUUUUGUAUUUACUUUUUAGAUAUAUUAUAAAUUUUAAAAUACAUUGCAAGUAAAACUUGUGGAAAA